UGCAGCCCUGAAAACAGGGGAAGAGAGGUCCGUAGCCACUUUGGCUCAUGCCGUUUGUGCUUCAAGCGUUUUUGCACAGGAUCCGUUGCAGAGUCUUAUUUUCGUGAUAACGAAUUGCAUGUAUGCCAGCGCCCACCGUGCAUCGUUUUGUUGCGACAUGCCGCUCGAAACGGGCAGCGGCGGCAGUAGUGUUGUCUUCGUUGUGCAGUACAGCACGUGCCACAAACAUCGGGGCGGCCAAGGGCGCACACGCGUCACAGGCGCGUGAAGACUCAGGAUGCUCAGACGUGUUCAUGAUGCAGACCUCAGCGGGUCUGUCGCAUGAGCUGUCGCAUGGCUCUGCGCCAGUUCGACGCACUGCCACGCCAGCACCCACGUGUGUAGAUAGCAAUCUCGGGGCUACGAACAGGAUGGGCGAGGAUUGCUCAGUCUAUCAGCACGAUCCUGCAGAACCGUUUUCAGGCAUCUGCUUCGACCCCUACUACGACGAUGACGAUUUCACCUCAUCAAUGUGCUGCGUGUGUCCAGCGGAGUGCCCUGCUCUCCCAGAGCUGCCGCAGCACUCCCUGCCGAACGCCAGUGAGUGUGAGGACUGGGUCGCCUUCGACCCCUCCAACGACGAUGGCUUUGGGAGGGCAUCUCAUUCAAAUCUUGGCGGAUUGGGCCCACAGCACGGCAAGCCCAAGGAACUCAGAUAUUACUCAGUCGGGAAGCUUUCAGAUGGGACUGCCAUCGACAUGGUCGUCACAAACACAAGCAGCUACAUCCCGAGAAACACCAAUUGGAAUAAGAUUGAAAAUAAAUUUGCGUUGAUUAACCUUUUAAUCGGUGAGUCUGUCAAGCUGAACGCAGAAUUUGUCAGAAGCCACACCUUCUGCCCAGAGGUGCCAGUCCUGCCAAAAAUCACGUUCUGCGACCUUGACCGCUACGAGCCUGGGCAGAAAGAAGUCCUUGUUCUCGACGGCAUUAGCGCUCUCUACACGGUCGGCGACGACAUCGACUUUACGUUGGAGCUGUUUGAGCACGCAUCUCUCGCAAGUGGCAGCCCGGUUCCGAUGACCACCUACGCCACGUCAUCGGUUCAGACAUCGAUUGUUGGCAGGACGUCCAAGAAGUACACCCACAGCUCUGUCGGCAGGUUCGGGAUGAAGGCAACCUCUGAGAUGCUCGGUCACGGCUGCGACAACCCCACGGACCCAAACGCGCUGAGCAACAUCACCUGCGACGGCAUCACCGUGGACCAGGCGAAGCGGUGCUUCAUGGUCGAGCUCUCGGGCACCAGCCAGUUCUCCAUCGGCUUCGAGGUGCUGUCGGAUCAGCCCCCUGGGUACGUCCACACUUGGGGGCGCAACUUCGCCAUGGCUGGCACGUCGAGCUUCUUCGCCGACGUGGACAGCCAACCCUGCACGAUCGCCCCGACGCCCUCCCCGACGCCUCCGACGCCCUCUCCGACGCCUGCUCCGACGCCUCCGACGCCCUCUCCGACGUCCUCGCCGACCGAGGUCCGGGUGAGCGCCUCCGGCGACCCACACCUGGUCAACGUGCACGGGCAGCGCUUCGACGUGCUGCAGCCCGGCACCCACGUGCUCCUCCACGUGCCCCUGGGGGCGCACCCUUCGCACGUGCUCCUCCGCGUCGAGGCCGAGGCCCAGCAGCUCGGCGGCUCCUGCGAGGACACGUACUUCGUGGCCGUCAACAUCACUGGGCGGUGGGCGGGGCCUGAGGCCCUGGCGCACGGGACCGGCGAGGGGCGUCGGGGCCUCGUGUUCCGGGCGGGCGGCGACGCGGCGGCGCGCCCGGACGCGGCGUGGAUGUCCUUCGGGACGGUGUCGCUGAAGGUGGUUCAUGGCCGCACCCGCGCGGGGGUGGCGUACCUGAACCUCUACGCUCGCAAUCUGCUGAAGGCGGGCUACCUCAUCGGGGGGCUCCUCGGCGAAGGCGAUCACACGGAGGUGGCCGCCCCGAACCCGAGCUGCAAGCGGGUCGUCAGCCUGCUCCAUGUCGAGGGCCCAAAGUGAUGGUGCCUGGUCGCUGCAUGUAGUGGCUCUUGUUAUAGCGACUGUCAUCCCCCCAGACUCGUCCUCGUUAUCCUCCUCCUCUUCCGGGAAGAGCGGGCGAGGAGUCCGCUCGACCUCUCUUCCUCUUCCCGUUUCUACGCCUGCCUGCCAUCCGUAGCACUGCUUGCAGCAGGGCAACGCUACCGUCAACUUUUGAGGAUUGUCCUCGCUUGCGAAGAGCCACGAGGCCGCUUGGGCCCGUCUGGCUGAAACAUUUGGGCUUCUGCCCGCCUUCUUUUUGAUGCUGGUAUCUUGCAGGUACUUCUUCUCCCGUCGGAGGCAAGACCGCUCGAAUUUUCUUUGUGGCUCUUGUGCACAAGCCGGGGAAGAGAAAAC
Messenger RNA from Prorocentrum cordatum, 2393 nucleotides. The record is from the annotation of a GenBank genome assembly. NCBI's taxonomy places the organism in Eukaryota, Dinophyceae, Prorocentrales, Prorocentraceae.